AUGAAGGAGAAGGGCUUGGACAUUGUGCCUGAUUUAAAGAAAGCAUGGGGAGAUCAAUGCAAAUCAUACUUUGAGGAAGCAAAAUGGUUCCACCAUGGCCGAACCCCCAUGCUCGAGGAGUACAUGGAGAAUGGACUGGUAUCAAUAGCUGGUCCAAUCAUUCUAUCUCACGCUUACUGUGUGGCCAAAGACUUAACUGGAGAGGCCUUGAAAAUUUUUCCCAAUUACCAUGAGAUCACACGCUCCUCUAGCAUACUUUUUCGUCUUUACGAUGAUAUGGGCACUUCCACGGAUGAGUUAGAAAGGGGCGACGUGCCAAAAUAUGUUCAAUGCUACAUGCACGAGAAAGGUGUCUCAGAGGAAGUGGCGAGAAGGGAGAUAAGAGAAUUGAUGAGGAAAUAUUGGAGAGAAUUGAAUGCAUCUCUUAGUUGGGAUUCUCCAUUAGAGGAGUACUUCAUGAAUAUACAAGUUAACAUCCCUCGGAUGGCGCAGUUCUUUUAUGAUCACGAAGGAGAUGGAUAUGGCAAGGCAUAUGGAGAAACUAAGUCUCAGAUCAUAUUGCUAUUAUUCGAACCUAUCCAAAUUUAAAAUGAAUUCAUAUAAAUUGUACCCUCUAGCCAGAGGGAUCUAUAAAGUAUUAUCGAAUUAAAUAAAUGGAAAGUUUAUUCUAUUGUUA
Messenger RNA from Zingiber officinale, 676 nucleotides. RefSeq names its product (-)-alpha-terpineol synthase-like. Gene Ontology annotation, molecular function: magnesium ion binding; terpene synthase activity. Lineage: Eukaryota; Viridiplantae; Streptophyta; Magnoliopsida; Zingiberales; Zingiberaceae. The record is from RefSeq and is a predicted model, not a curated record. The transcript has 3 exons. Bases 1 to 588 code for a protein of 195 amino acids.